This is a messenger RNA of Anguilla anguilla (European eel), 1089 nucleotides long. RefSeq names its product immunoglobulin superfamily member 3-like. NCBI's taxonomy places the organism in Eukaryota, Metazoa, Chordata, Actinopteri, Anguilliformes, Anguillidae. Gene Ontology annotation, biological process: response to bacterium. The coding region runs from base 9 to 851 and encodes 280 amino acids. The record is from RefSeq and is a predicted model, not a curated record. The transcript has 4 exons.
AUACAGUGAUGCCACCACUCUGUGCUGUUCUUGUGCUUUUCAGCAAAGUCUAUGGUCUGCUUGGGAAUAUAAUUCAGCCUGACACGCUGGUGCGAGCUCAGAUCGGAGACACUGUGACUCUCCAAUGCUUCUACUCUGAAAACAUUCUUGAUAUCAGUUGGUAUAAGCAGCCUCUUGGACAGAAGAUUCAGCACAUUGCAGUGAAAGUUGGAAAAGAAAAUCCUCAAUGUUUCGAUGAGUUUAACAACAGUAAACGCUUCAGUGCUAAAGGAACAAAGGGGAUCUUUAACCUGACUGUGUCACAAGUAGAGCCAUCAGAUUCAGCCACAUACCACUGUGCUACGACGUCCUACAGGGAGACCAUCUUUGGAGAUGGAACGACUUUAAUGGUGAUGGGUUCAGAGUCACACGGCAGGACAGUAGUACUGCAGCAGCCCGAGUCUGAGUCAGUGCAGCCUGGAGACUCUGUGACUCUGCAGUGUUCAGUACACACUGAGACCUGUGCAGGAGAACACAGUGUGUACUGGUUCAGACAGGGCUCAGGAGAGUCCCCUCCAGGAAUCAUUUCCACCCAUGGAAACAGGAGUGAUGAGUGCCAGAGGAGCUCUGGGGCUGUGUCUCCCACACAGAGCUGUGUCUACAACUUCCCCAAGAGGAACCUCAGCCCCUCUGAUGCUGGGACUUACUACUGUGCUGUGGCCACCUGUGGGGAGAUCCUGUUUGGGAACGGGACCAAGCUGAAUGUUAAGGGAGGUGAAUUAUCCACGCUUGUCUGGCUCUCGAUCAUACGGACUGGAGUUCUCUGUUGCAUGUUGCCCAUAUUUGUCCUCAUCUAUUGCAAAAAGGCAUAAAUAAUGAUGAUAUUAUGGGAUUCAUACCAUUAAAUCAGCGAAUCAUAUUCAUAUUAAUACCUCCUUCUGGGUAUUCUUUUUCUCCUUCUUCUUCUUAUAAUGACUUUUUUCCAGAACACAAUCCCUGUUUACAAAUUACCCUGGUGUAUGAAUCCUAAUUUUGGCAUAAUAGCAUAUGACAGCUGAUGUUACUCAGUGUAACAGUGUAAUGCAAUUAAAAUGAAUUUCAAUCAUUUGA